Molecule: messenger RNA, 1117 nt
Organism: Daphnia carinata
Lineage: Eukaryota; Metazoa; Arthropoda; Branchiopoda; Diplostraca; Daphniidae
Exons: 4
Coding region: 169-1107 (312 amino acids)
Source: RefSeq, a predicted model, not a curated record
GAAUGUUUUAGGCUUUUAGCCAAAGCUAACACUUUCGUCGGUCGUAGUUACUAAGGGCUAUGAAUUUCCUAUUUGUAACAAACUGGGGAAAUUGCGGGCGUGAUACAAACGGAACAAAAUAGAGAUUAAAUUUGCUAUUGAGAGCCUGAACCUUACCGAACGUUCCAUAUGGGCAUUUUGAAAAAAAGCUCAGAUGAGCUUGUGGUAGAGGAUCUGAGUCGUGAGAUGUACUCCAUUGGAAACAACUACUGUAAAGAAAAUUUACCACUCGGAGCAAAACUUCAAUUGCAAGCUUUUAUACACAUCUCAAGCUUUAAGAAAACACAAAUAUCGUAUCAAGAAAAAUGGCUGAGCCGAAUAUCAGUCAACUCUGCUGUUGAUGCCUUUGGGUUUGGAUUGCCAAAAUUAAGCAGAAUAAUUGAUAAGCUUUCGAACAAGGAAUUACUAUUUGUUCUACAUGCUAUACUGGAAACAGAAGUUGAUUACCCUGGAAAAUCCCAACUUACGGAGCAGGUUCUAGACAAAAUUUUCAUAUUAGAUGAUGCAUCCAGUAUUCUAACCAAGAUCAUUAUGAUGCCAGAUUCUGGACGUAUUGGUCUAAAAACAGCUACCGUUGAACGUAUACUUGUGAACCAUUCAAAGGCAUUGGACGCGUACUGUGAAAGAUUGAACGCACAAUUGGAGAAAGGUCAAAUUGAAUCAUGGAUGGUCAAAGCAUGUUCUGAGAGCCCUCAGCUAUACGACACCAUCUGUACAACACUGAUGCAAAAGAAUUCUACCAACCUUCCAAAAUUUGUAGGUAACAUUUGUGAACAUGUACAUGUCUUGCCAUAUCCUAGUCAUGAACUGUCUUGUGUAAUGCUUUGCAUGAUUACCCCCAAAGUGGUUUUUUCGCCCUUGAAGGAAUUGCAUUAUUCAAAACUGUUAGACGAGUUGUUUCGUCUCUGGUAUACUCGUCCCGAAUCGAUUUUCAAAAUGAUUUCUCAUUUCCCUUGCAUAAUUCAGUGUCUGUCAGAAAGUUGUAACAACAAUGUCAAUGCCAAAAGACUAUGCAUCAACUUGAUGUCAUCUAGUCUAAUCAUGCAGCAGUCAACAAUGAACAAAUAAAAAGUAGCAA